Messenger RNA from Triplophysa rosa, 1342 nucleotides. It is a transcript of the gene nfyba, whose product is annotated as nuclear transcription factor Y, beta a. Gene Ontology annotation, cellular component: nucleus; CCAAT-binding factor complex. Gene Ontology annotation, molecular function: DNA-binding transcription activator activity, RNA polymerase II-specific; protein heterodimerization activity; RNA polymerase II cis-regulatory region sequence-specific DNA binding. The record is from RefSeq and is a predicted model, not a curated record. The coding region runs from base 292 to 909 and encodes 205 amino acids. The transcript has 7 exons. Lineage: Eukaryota; Metazoa; Chordata; Actinopteri; Cypriniformes; Nemacheilidae. Gene Ontology annotation, biological process: regulation of transcription by RNA polymerase II.
AUUUGAGGCUUCGGUCAAAUGAUCCGCUUCAGCGGUUAAUUUUGUGUUUAACGGGUAGAAAUGAUCGUUACCGGGCAUAUGUUUCGGUUUGUACUGGCCUGAAGGAGCCCGUGAAUGCGGGGAAUGUUGAAAGAUUUAUGUUUGAGGAUGAGUAAUGUUUUUUUUAGGGAAAACAUGGAGUCUAACGUUACACACAGGCGAGGCCCUAAAGGCACAUUUCCCACAUUUAAGAAAGAGCAAGAUUAUGUGCGAAAUAAAACAGUCAGUGUCUACCAUUUAUAUUGUUGUUAAAUGGAAGGAGACAGCAGCACCACUGACGCCACUCAGUUAGGAAUAACAGGAGAGUUUAUGACUGGAGGCACAUAUGUCUUACAGGCCCAGGAUGAUGAUGGGGAUGAAAGUUUUAAUGACCACGAAGAUGGAAAUGGCAGCAAAGAUAAUUUAAGAGAGCAAGAUAUUUACCUCCCUAUUGCCAACGUGGCCCGCAUCAUGAAGAACGCCAUCCCGCAGACUGGAAAGAUUGCAAAAGAUGCAAAGGAAUGUGUGCAGGAGUGUGUGAGUGAGUUUAUCAGCUUCAUCACGUCCGAAGCGAGUGAGAGAUGCCAUCAAGAGAAACGCAAGACUAUAAACGGAGAGGACAUUCUGUUUGCAAUGUCCACGCUGGGGUUUGAUAUGUACGUGGAGCCCCUUAAAGUCUACCUACAGAAGUUCAGAGAGGCAAUGAAGGGUGAGAAAGGCAUCGCUCCUGUAACCGUCAACGAGGGCCUUGGAGAAGAACUCACUGAUGAGACUUUUACCGGACAGAUACCUGCAGGACUGAUCACUGCAGAUGGCCAGCAGCAGAAUGUGAUGGUGUACACCACCUCAUACCAGCAGAUCCCUGGUGUUCAGCAGAUACAAUUCUCAUGACUUUAGAAAGGAGUGGACCUUGUCCGUUGGCCUGUCCAGUGACAAACUAAUCUCUUACAAAGUUGCAGGUCAGUGCAGGAAGACCAAGAGAUGCCUGGUUAUCACAGCAGGGAAAAAAGUGCCUGUUGCUGAUUUAUCAUUCACUCAAGGGAUGUCUUCUUAAUUCAUUCAGUAUUAUAUUCAGGCCAAUUUGUUUCCGUAUGCUUGCUGAAGGUCAUUUGGUGCAGGCCACGUUAAAUUAUGAGUCAUUAUUUGUUCCUUGUAUUUAACAUUUUUAAAUACAGUUUGGGAAGGGGCAGUGGGAAAACAUGAUGGACGAUCUUUGACAGCUAAGGGAAUUCUCAUUUGAUGCCUGUUUGAAGAAGGUCUUAAUGAACCUCGUGUGAAUUAUUGUAAUGCUGUUUUUUCUAAAUAAAAAUGUUUGAAUGUUGUU